CGUUGCUUUGUAUCUGCUUUCUUUCAUUCUUCUCUGAUCUAGUAUUCACUUCCCUUGCAAACCAACAGACAUUGCCGGGCCUGUAGCAGGAGGAGGAGCACUUCUCUCGGCUUCUCUCCAACUUCUAUUUGAUCGGAUGGCUUCUCGCGACAUCCUCACCUUCCUCCGGGGACAGAAACUCAGUGAGACGCUCCUAAGGAAGUUGCAGAUGAAAUUGCUGGAAGUUCAGGCAGUGCUGAAUGACGCCGAGGCCAAGCAAAUCACGAAUUCAUCUGUUAAAGAUUGGGUCGAUGAGCUGAAAGAUGUCGUGUAUGAUGCGGAGGACCUGGUGGAUGAUAUCACCACUGAAGCUUUACGACGCACGAUGGAGUAUGAUUCUCAAACUCAGGUACGGAACAUCAUCUUUGGUGAGGGGAUCGAGUCCAGGGUAGAGGAGAUCACUGACAUACUAGAAUAUCUUGCACAAAAAAAAGAUGUUCUCGGGUUGAAAAGAGGCGUUGGAGAUAAAUUUUCACAAAGAUGGCAGACAACUUCCUUGGUAGAUGAGUCUGGGGUGUGCGGUAGGGAUGGUGAUAAAGAGGAGAUAGUUAAAUUUUUGUUGUCCCAUAAUGCAAGUGGGAAUAAGAUAAGUGUGAUCGCCCUGGUGGGUAUGGGCGGUAUUGGAAAGACCACACUUGCUCAGGUGGUCUAUAAUGAUAGGAAAGUGGUGGAAUGCUUUGCCCUUAAAGCAUGGGUUUGUGUUUCAGACGAAUUUGAUCUUGUCAGGAUAACGAAAACAAUUGUUAAGGCAAUCGAUUCCGGGACUUCUAAAAAUUCGUCUGAUGACAAUGAUUUGAAUCUGCUUCAACUUAAACUGAAGGAGAGACUUAGCGGGAAGCAAUUCUUUCUUGUCCUUGAUGAUGUUUGGAAUGAAAACUAUAAUAAUUGGGAUAGGCUACAAACUCCCUUCACUGUUGGCCUACCUGGAAGUAAGAUUAUUGUAACUACACGUAGUGAUAAGGUUGCAUCAGUCAUGCGUUCAGUCCGUAUUCAUCAUUUGGGACAGUUAUCCUUUGACGACUGCUGGUCCCUAUUUGCAAAACAUGCAUUUGAAAAUGGAGAUUCUAGUCUACAUCCAGAACUACAAGAAAUUGGCAAAGAGAUUGUGAAAAAGUGUAAAGGAUUGCCUUUGGCUGCAAAGACCCUAGGGGGUGCCUUAUACUCAGAAUCACGAGUAGAAGAAUGGGAAAAUGUAUUGAACAGUGAAACUUGGGAUUUAGCAAAUGAUGAAAUUCUCCCUGCCUUAAGGUUAAGCUAUUCUUUUCUUCCUUCCCAUUUAAAGCAGUGUUUUGCAUAUUGCUCAAUUUUUCCUAAAGACUACGAAUUUGAAAAGGAAAACUUGAUUCUAUUAUGGAUGGCAGAAGGUUUUUUGGACCAAUCUGCAAGCAAGAAAACAAUGGAAAAGGUGGGUGAUGGCUACUUUUAUAGCCUAGUAUCAAGGUCAUUUUUUCAGAAGUCUAGUAGCCACAAAUCAUAUUUUGUAAUGCAUGAUCUCAUCAACGACUUGGCUCAACUUGUUUCCGGAAAAUUUUGUGUUCAGUUGAAAGAUGGUAAGAUGAAUGAAAUUCCUGAAAAGUUUCGCCACUUAUCAUACUUUAUAAGUGAAUAUGAUCUCUUUGAGAGAUUCGAGACCCUUACUAACGUGAAUGGCCUUCGGACCUUCUUACCCUUGACCCUAGGCUAUUUGCCUAGGUAUCACUUGAUGGAUAAGGCUUCAAAGAAUAGGCACCCAUGCACUUAUUUUUAUUUACCAAGGUUUCCAUUGAGUAAUAAAGUUCCAAAUGAUUUAUUACCGAAAAUUCAAUAUUUGCGAGUGUUGUCAUUGUGUUACUAUGGGAUAAUUGAAUUGCCUGAUACAAUUGGAAAUUUGAAACACUUGCGUUAUUUGGACCUUUCCUACACACCCAUCAAAAGAGUGGGCAAAGAGAGUGGGACAAGGGUUGGAGAGUUGAGGGAGCUUUCCCACAUUGGUGGCAUUCUUCGCAUUAAAGAGUUGCAGAAUGUGGUCGAUGGUAGGGAUCCCUCGGAGGCUAAUUUGGUGGGCAAACAGUACCUGGAUGAUUUGCGCUUGGAGUGGAAUGACGAUGAUGGUGUUGAUCAAAAUGAAGCAGACAUAGUGCUCAACAACUUACAACCUCAUUCAAACUUAAAGAGACUCACGAUUCAAGGAUAUGGUGGUUUAAGAUUUCCAGAUUGGUUGGGAGGUCCCGCAAUGCUGAUGAUCAAUAUGGUGUCCCUAUGUCUCUGGCGUUGUAAGAAUGUGACAGCCUUCCCACCGCUUGGACAACUACCCUCUCUUAAACAUUUAUAUAUCAGUGGGGCGGCGGAAGUAGAAAGGGUGGGUGCUGAGUUUUAUGGGACUGAUUCUUCCUCAACUAAGCCUUCCUUUGUAUCCCUCAAAGCUCUGUCAUUUUCGUUUAUGCCAAAAUGGAAGGAAUGGUUGUGUUUGGGAGGCCAGGGUGGAGAAUUCCCUCGUCUCAAGGAGCUUUAUAUACAGUAUUGUCCCAAGCUAACUGGGGACUUACCAAACCAUCUGCCAUUGUUGACGAAACUAGAGAUUGAAGAAUGUGAGCAGCUUGUGGCUCCACUUCCAAGGGUUCCAGCCAUCCGCGAAUUAACGACGAGGAAUAAUAGUGAUGUGUUUUUGAGGAGCCCAGCUAGUGAUUUCAUGCGUCUUGAGAGUUUGAUUACUUCAGACAUCUCACAGUGGACGGAACUGCCACCAGUACUGCAGAAGCUCUGGAUUGAAAAUGCCAACACUUUGGAGUCCCUACUGGAGGAGGAAAAAUUGCAAAGCAAUACUUGUCUGAAAGAUUUGACAAUCAGAAAUUGUUCUUUUUCCAGAACCUUGCGUGGAGUUUGUUUACCCAUUACAUUGAAAUCAUUGUCUAUCUAUAAAUCAAAGAACCUAGAGUUGCUCCUACUUGAGUUCUUCAAAUGUCACUUCUCUUUACUAGAACAUUUGAACAUCUACGAUAGUACUUGCAAUUCUCUCUCGUGCUUCCCGCUCAGCAUCUUCCCAAGGUUGACUUUUCUUCAGAUCAACGAAGUGAGAGGCCUUGAAUCCCUCUCCUUUUCAAUUUCAGAGGGGGAUCCUACAUCUUUUGAUGAGCUGUUCAUCAGUGGGUGCCCUAAUCUUGUGUCUAUUGAAUUGCCAGCGCUCAACUUCUCACGAUUUUCCAUCUACAAUUGCAAGAAUCUCAAGUCGCUGUUGCACAACGCUGCAUGCUUUCAGUCAUUAACAUUGGAUGGUUGUCCUGAAUUGAUAUUCCCAGUGUAG
Messenger RNA from Vitis riparia (riverbank grape), 3319 nucleotides. Its product is annotated as putative disease resistance RPP13-like protein 1. Lineage: Eukaryota; Viridiplantae; Streptophyta; Magnoliopsida; Vitales; Vitaceae. Gene Ontology annotation, biological process: defense response to other organism. The transcript is spliced from 2 exons. Bases 137 to 3319 code for a protein of 1060 amino acids. Gene Ontology annotation, molecular function: ADP binding. The record is from RefSeq and is a predicted model, not a curated record.